Ailuropoda melanoleuca (giant panda) is the source of this 4819-nucleotide messenger RNA. RefSeq names its product neuraminidase 4 (gene NEU4). Gene Ontology annotation, biological process: oligosaccharide catabolic process; ganglioside catabolic process. The coding region runs from base 69 to 1829 and encodes 586 amino acids. The transcript has 4 exons. The record is from RefSeq and is a predicted model, not a curated record. Gene Ontology annotation, molecular function: exo-alpha-sialidase activity. Gene Ontology annotation, cellular component: membrane; cytoplasm; intracellular membrane-bounded organelle. Lineage: Eukaryota; Metazoa; Chordata; Mammalia; Carnivora; Ursidae.
UGUGCGAGGGUGAACCCCCAGACCCCAAGCACCCCGGGGUGGAGAGAGGAGCCCUGUGUGGCCCUGUCAUGGUGCUGGGCCCCGCCCCAGCGUGCUGCCCCGCCCUCUGUCUGCGCUGCACUAAAGCCCCACAGCUGGCAGGAGGGUCCUGGGCCUGGGUCCUGACGCAGCCCUGGGAUCCCGCCAGCUCUGGCUCCCGCCCACACAGCGGGCCCUUGUGUCUGCCCUGCUCACUGGGCCGGAGAAGCAGGCGCUCCUGCCGCUGCCCCAUAGCCAGCUCUGCAGCCUCCCUGCGGUGCCCGACCAUGGGGGCCCCGCGUGUCCCCGAGCGGACUGUGCUCUUCCAGCGCGAAAGAAGCGGCCUGACGUACCGCGUGCCCGCCCUGCUGCCCGUGCCCCCUGCGCCCACCCUGCUGGCCUUCGCGGAGCAGCGGCUCAGCCCCGACGAUGCCCACGCCCACCGCCUGGUGCAGCGGAGCGGCACGCUGGCCGGCGGCUCCGUGCGGGGCCUGACCACUCACUGCCCUCUGAGGCCACUCCAACCCUGGUGUGGGGACACUGACCCGGGGGUCACCCUGGCCGUUGUAGAACCUGGCCAAGGAGCCUGCCUGGGCUCCCGGCUCCUGCUGAUGCUGGAGAGAGGCUUGUCCAGCCCUGGAGGAUCCAGCAUGGCCAGUAGGAGUGGAUGGUGGGGGCACAGUCAGUGGUGGCUUCCUCAUGAGCUGCCCCCUAAUCUGAGGCACUGGCUGCUGACCCUCCCCAGCCCCAGGGUGGGCAGUGGUGCCCGGCUGCGGCCGUGGCUGUCUCUCUGCUGGGAUGACCAGCAGCCCCUCUCCUCUGCAGACUGGGCCACGUUCGCUGUCGGCCCAGGCCACGGCAUCCAGCUGCGCUCAGGCCGCCUGCUGGUGCCAGCUUACACGUACCGCGUGGACCGGCGGGAGUGCUUCGGCAAGAUCUGCAGGACCAGCCCCCAUGCCUUUGCCUUCUACAGCGACGAUGACGGGCGCACCUGGCACCGGGGAGGCCUGGUGCCCAACCUCCGCUCGGGCGAGUGCCAGCUGGCCGCGGUGGACAACGGGCAGGCUGGCAGCGUCCUCUACUGCAACGCCCGGAGCCCUCUGGGCAGCCGCGUGCAGGCGCUCAGUGUGGAUGAGGGUGCUUCCUUCCUGCCUGGGGAGCUCGUGCCUUCCCUGGCUGAGACCUCCCGGGGCUGCCAGGGCAGCAUCCUGGGCUUCCCUGCCCCACUCUCCCACAGGCCAAGGGAUGAGAGAUGGUCAGCGGGUGCCAGGAGCCCCCUCCGGUCCCCACGCCUCUGUCCUGGAGUCCAGCAACUCUCAGAGGAGGGUGCUACAGACACCCAAGGGGAUCAGGGGCUCGGCGGGAUGCAGGGAUGUAGGGACAGCUCUGAGGAGCCUGGCCUGGGGCCUGGGCUCAAUGGGACCAGGGACACCUGGGCCCCGAGGGUCCCGGGGCCCCCUGCCACCCCGUCUCGGAGCCCAACCUGGCUGCUAUAUUCCCACCCGGUGGGGCGCAGGGCUCGGCUCCACAUGGGAAUCCAUCUAAGCCGGUCCCCCCUGGACCCCCACAGCUGGACGGAGCCCUGGGUGAUCUACGAGGGCCCCAGUGGCUACUCUGACCUGGCACCCAUCGGGCCCACCCUCAAGGGAGCCCUGACCUUUGCUUGUCUGUAUGAGAGUGGGGCCAGAGUCUCCUACGAGGAGAUCUCCUUCUGCAUGUUCUCCCUUGGUGAGGUCCUGCAGAAUGUGCCGGCGGGCCCCGAGCCACCCAGCCACGGGGGAAAGCCUCGAGAGCGCUGCCGGCCUUCCUGAUGGGCUCUCCGGCCAGACUCAUUUGUAUGUCCCUGACACUAUGCUUCAAAAUAUGACGCGAAAGUGGGCAGACCUAGAGAAGAAAAUAGAGCCAUAGUUGUAGCAGAAAAUUUUAGACACACCUCUCAGUAACUGAUAGUGCAAACAGACAAAAUCAGAGGACACAGAAGAUUUGGCCAACAUGCCUGACAAACUGGACUUAACGGACACAUAGAGAACACAGCACAAAACAACCGCAGAAUCUGCGGUCUGUUCAGAGACGCCCAGAUGUGAAACUGACGUCACGCAGGAUCAUGAAAUCCAGUCAGAGUGAGACUUCGAAGGAUUGACGAUUGCAGUGAAAUUGAGCUGGAAAUAAAAGCGAAAGGAAAUUUAAAAAUCUUCCUUGUGUCUGAAAAUGGAGAAACACGAUUCUGAAUGACUUCUGGUUCAAAGAAGAAGCUCUAGUGAAAAUGAGAAAAGAGUUUGAAAUGAAUUAUGUGACCACUGAGUACCACCUGCCACUGCUGACGCCCCACCUUAGAAAGGGACAGGAACGGAGUCCAAGGACAGGGGAAGGAAGAGAACCGUCAGGAGCAAAACUAGAGGGACGGGGAAAAUCGCGGUAGAGGGAAUGGGUAGGGACAGUCGGGUUUGGGGAAACUAAUAAAACCCCUGAUGAGACCGAUGAUAAAAAAGGAUAAUACACGAGGUUCCUACAGGCAUUCAGAGACGUCAAGAAGAUAUCAGGAGGCAUUUUAUGGCAAUAAACUUAAAAAUUGAGAUGAAAUGCACAAAUCCUGGAAAAAUGCAACUCAUUGAAGAGGAAAUAGAAAAGCCGAAAAAUCUUAUUAGAGACUCUGAAUCCGUAAUUUAAAAUCCGCACACUAGGGAAACUUCAGAUGGCACGGCUUUCCCCGUGCCUUCUGUCGAACGUUGCCGGAUGGUAUGUGCUGGUGUAUGGGACAGUUUCCUUUGCAAGAAAUUGCCAAGCCUGUCUUCCAAAGUGGCUGCACCAUCUGUAUCUUUUUGGUGAGUGUCUGUUUAGAGCUUUUGCCUUUUUUAAUUGGGUUGCUUGUUUUCUUAUUGGUGAGUUUAAGAGUUGUUUGUGUAUUUUGGCAACAGCAUAUGGAGAGACGCUCCACAUCGUGUGCCAGCGGGAAGAUCCCGCUGCUGUGCCGAUGAGAAGGGCCAGAACCCGAGCGCUGCCAGCACCACCUGCUGGCGAGGGUGGGAGCGGCAGGGGCUCUCCCUCGCGGCCGCGGAUGCGGGUCGGGGGCAGCCACGUUGGAAGACAAGUUGGAUAGUUUCUUACAACAAAACCUCUUACUAUAGGACCCAGCACUUGUGCUCCAUGAUAUUUAUCCAAAUGAGUUGAAAACUCAUGUCCACACGAACACCUGCACAUGGAUGUUUAUGGUGGCUUUAUCCAUAAUUGCCGAACUUGCCAAACCUUGCAAGAAAUCAGGACGUCCUCUAGUGGAUGAAUGGACGAGCUGUGGUCCAUCCAGACUGAGGAGACACGGAGGACCCUGAAACGUGCGUCACUACCUGAAAGGUUACCGGCUGUGUGAAUCCACACGACAUUCUGGAAAGGGCAGGCCUUUGAAGAAGGUCAAGAGAUCGGUGGUUGCCAGAGGUUGUGGGGAGGAGGGAUGAACAGGUGGGGUGCAGAGGCCUCUUAGGGCAGUGAGACGACCCUGUGUGAUGCUGUCAUGGUGGGGACGUGUCACUGUACGUUUGUCCAAACCCACAGAGUGCGUGACGCCAAGAGUGAGCCCGGAUGUGAACGGUGGGCUUUGGUAAAUACUACGGUAUUGUCGUUGUCUCAUCCGUUACAAUUGUCCCCCACUCAUGGGGGAUGUUAACCCAAGGGGAGAGUGUGGGGGGGCGUGGGGGUGUGACAUAAGCUGAGAAGCACUGCUCAACUGCUCCGUAAACCUGAACCUGCUUUAAAAUAGACAAUAGUGUAGCUGUCAUCUCUGAAAGUAGGGAGAGAGAGAAGGAAGUGCACAGCGACGGUCGUAGAAUCCUGAGCUUAGUCCAGCGGCCAGUGGACUCGAGAAAAUGUCAUAGCCUUCCUUACCACGAGUCAGUCAGUUCAGGAGCCACGGACGCAGACUGCACAAGUUGGGGGAGGGGCCGCCAGACUGGAGUCAGAGGCCACAGGACGCCCCUGCCCCCCCGCCCCCCACAGAGAGGAGCAGUUGAGCCACAGUAGAGGGCCUCCAGUGACUGGGGCCAACAUCUGCUGGCUCUGCCACUUGAUUGCCCCCCUUCCCCCCGAAUUCUCCAAAAACUCAGGAGCCUCACCCAGACUCAAAGAGGUAUCUGUCCACACCAGACGACUAACCUACCAGAGCCAAGACCCCAGGGCCCAGGCCACCAGCUUUGCCUUCAUGAUCCCAAGGCAGGUUCCCUCUGGGGUCUGUGCUUUUUUCCUGCGAGAAGACCUUUGCUACCGCCCCCACCUGGUCCUCCAGGGCCCCCACCUUGGAUUUCCGGGUAGGGCUCAGAUUUUGUCCUUCCUGUCCUGCAUGACCUUGGAUUCCUCACUGGAGGUGUCCAGCUCUGGCCUCCAGCUCUGUAGACCAGGAAGGGGGGAGCACGGGUAGUGGGAGGGUCGUCCUCCUGGGCAGAGGGGCUCCAAGUGCAGGGCUCUGGUGGCCCUGGGCCGUUGGGCUCUGGGUUCCCUGUGCCAGGGUCUCAGGCCUCAUUUGAAAAGCCCAGGCUCAACCCCGGGUCCUCCCGCUGCCACCCUCUGUGAGAUGCACGGGGCUGGCAGGGAGGGACCUGCUGGGUGGGCGUGUGGGUGGGGGUGGGUGAGAUGCCCCAGCCAGGGCCGUUGACACAUGGGGCUGGGGCAGAGCAGGGGACGGAAAAAAUGAGUGGAGGCGGGCUGCAGAGGCCGCGUUCCGGGAAGGUGAGCAGUAAAGUGCUGACUGUGCCCGGCUCCCUGGCUUCUUAUCUGAGCUGUGGUGCUGCCAGUGGGUGGCCCGGCCGGUGGCUUG